AUGGAUACCGAAAAUAUCUGCUCAGCAUGUAGCUGGUCACCAACACGCCAAGAGGGGUGUCGCUACAACAGUCAUGUGAAAAUCUUCUACGGCGUCAGCAAUCGAGGAGCAUGGUCUUUGGGUUCCAACCUGAUUCUGAAAGAACGGUCCUCUGAGCCACCCAACUUCGAAUCUCCCAACAUCCGAUUUUUGACCGAAAGAACAUCAAUACCUAUACCAAAAAUCGUUGAAGAGUGGCAGGAAGAUAACGGGGCAUAUUUUCUGCUUACUAAACGGAUUCAAGGCCACCCCUUGAGUGAAAUUUGGCCUACCAUGUCCGGAGCGGACAAAGAACGCGUCGCAAAACAGACCGCUGAGUAUGCGAUGCAGCUUCGCGAGCUUCACUCGAACCGAAUGGAAAGCUUAGGCGGGCGACCGCUAUACUCGGCUUUUCUAUUUCCGAAUGGGUACGGCAUUGGGCACGGGCCGAUUUCAUCUGACGAUGAGCUGUGGACUGAGAUGUCGUUAGCAUUGUCCAAAGUGCCAGAGGAAAUUCGCUUGAAUUUGCGUCAACGUAUGCCAACUGCUACUCCUUAUACCUUCACUCACGGUGACCUUACCAAUGUCAAUAUUAUCGUGGACAAUGGUAAUUUGGCAGGUAUUCUGGACUGGGAAGCUUCGGGCUACUUCCCUGUUUGGUGGGAGUUUACUUGCGCGGGAAUUGGUCUAGGGCAAGAAGACAAGGAAUGGAAAGAGCUGUUACGCAAGCAUCUGCCAGAUCAUACUGAGGCCCGCAAUUUUUGGCUGGAUUUCUACUCAUUGUGCAAAUAUCCGAACUUGGACGACAGGGGUUUACGUUUCUUAAGCAGUUGUGGAUUGAGCUUGCCAAAUGAGGCAUAA
Molecule: messenger RNA, 879 nt
Organism: Penicillium diatomitis
Lineage: Eukaryota; Fungi; Ascomycota; Eurotiomycetes; Eurotiales; Aspergillaceae
Product: aminoglycoside phosphotransferase family protein
Exons: 1
Coding region: 1-879 (292 amino acids)
Source: RefSeq, a predicted model, not a curated record